This is a messenger RNA of Musa acuminata AAA Group (dessert banana), 1078 nucleotides long. Its product is annotated as GTP-binding protein SAR1A-like. Gene Ontology annotation, molecular function: GTPase activity; GTP binding. Bases 235 to 816 code for a protein of 193 amino acids. Gene Ontology annotation, biological process: intracellular protein transport; endoplasmic reticulum to Golgi vesicle-mediated transport; membrane organization. The record is from RefSeq and is a predicted model, not a curated record. NCBI's taxonomy places the organism in Eukaryota, Viridiplantae, Streptophyta, Magnoliopsida, Zingiberales, Musaceae. Gene Ontology annotation, cellular component: endoplasmic reticulum exit site; COPII vesicle coat. The transcript has 3 exons.
CACCAAACACCCCAACUGCACAAAUGACCGCUAUAAAUAUGCCAUUUAAUUGCCGUGCGACAAUGACCUUCUUCGUUCCUCCAAUUCCAAGCUGUUUCCUCUCUCCCUCUUCCUCAUUGCUGUAGGUAGGGUUUCGCUUCGUCCCAUCGAGGGGAUUCCAGGCGGAUUCCGGCGAGAUCGUUCGUUGAUUCGAUCGAUCCGGUCGUCCAUCUCGUCGGACCCCCGCCCGCCGCGAUGUUCCUGGUGGAUUGGUUCUACGGGGUCCUUGCUUCCUUGGGCCUGUGGCAGAAGGAGGCCAAGAUCUUGUUCUUGGGGCUUGACAAUGCCGGAAAGACCACGCUGCUUCAUAUGCUCAAGGAGGAGAGACUAGUUCAGCACCAGCCGACUCAGUAUCCGACAUCGGAGGAGCUGAGCAUCGGGAAGAUCAAGUUCAAGGCCUUUGAUUUGGGGGGCCAUCAGAUCGCACGACGUGUCUGGAAGGAUUACUACGCAAAGGUGGAUGCGGUGGUAUACCUAGUGGACGCAUACGACAAGGAGAGGUUUGCAGAGUCAAAGAAGGAACUAGAUGCACUUUUGUCUGAUGAUGCCCUUGCCAAUGUCCCAUUCCUCAUUUUGGGGAACAAGAUUGACAUCCCAUAUGCAGCAUCGGAGGAUGAGUUGCGCUACCAUCUGGGUCUGAACAACUUCACAACCGGCAAGGGCAAUGUGAAUCUUAACGACUCCAAUGUCCGUCCCCUUGAGGUCUUCAUGUGCAGUAUUGUGCGUAAGAUGGGCUAUGGUGAUGGCUUCAAGUGGCUUUCGCAAUACAUUAAGUAGGGGUGAGCCUUUGGUGCCAUCUAGCCUAAACUCAAAAACUUUUGCUAAACCAUGGUCCUUGGUCGUUGUUUGCGUGAUGGACGACACAUUGUGAUUUCUCAUUGGGCCUAGACUCGACUCUUCUUUUUUGGACCAUGGAAACCAUGCUUGUAGUGUCAACAUCUGGUUUGAGUUUGGAAGGAUCGAGGCCGUGCUGCUUCCAUCCAGAUAUUUAUUUGUUUCACAUAGUAAGUACUCAUAGAAACAGGAAUUAGUGGUUUCA